UAAGUUUAUCUACGUAUUAUUUUUGGUCGAUUAUCCUGAUUAACGUGAUCCGUCUGAUUAAAAUAAACGUUACAUUUUUGUAAAUGCAUUGAAAUAUAAAAUCGAAAUGGAAUUUUCGAUCCAAUCGGUGGUGCUAUAGCGACCCCUUGUGUCUGAUUUAGGAAGUUCGCAUGUACAGAGUGCCGGACUCACAAACUGUUGUAUUUUCCGGUUUUAUGAUGCUCAGAUCAAGCAGGAUUCGGUCCUUGUCAUCUGUUAUUAUACCCGCGACCUCCAGGCUGCUCAGUGGAGCCACCUUUAAAAAGAGCCCUGUUUGUGUAAGACUGGUGUGUGGACACACACCGACACACACUGACAGCUGCCGUAGACUUCUACACUGCACUGCGUCCCAGGACAGCUUCAGGAUUUGUGGAGCAGCUUGUUUCAGUAUGGCAUCCGGGAGAAACGGACGAGAGAGUUUACCCCAACCGAAACACACAAAUCGCCUGAACAAUGAGAAAUCUCCGUACCUACAGCAGCAUGCCCACAACCCUGUGGACUGGUAUCCUUGGUGUCAAGAAGCCUUCAGCAAAGCAAAAAGUGAAGACAAACCCAUUUUUCUUUCAGUGGGCUACUCGACUUGUCACUGGUGUCACGUCAUGGAGAGAGAGUCAUUUGAGGAUGAGGAGAUUGGAAAGAUUCUCAGUGACAAUUUUGUGUGUAUAAAGGUUGACAGGGAAGAGAGACCUGAUGUUGACAAAGUCUACAUGACAUUUAUUCAGGCGACUAGUGGAGGUGGUGGCUGGCCAAUGAGUGUUUGGCUUACUCCAGAUCUAAAACCAUUUAUCGGGGGCACAUACUUCCAUCCAAGAGACCUGGGGAGGAGACCUGGAUUUAAAACUGUGCUUUUGCGUAUUAUGGAGCAGUGGCAGGAUAACAGAGAAGCGCUCGAGUCUGGUGGGGAACGGGUGAUGGACGCUCUGCGGAAGGCCACAGUCAUUUCAGCUCACUCAGAACAAACUCUCCCGCCAGUUCUAGAUGUGGCUCGCAGAUGUUUCCAACAGCUGGCUCACUCAUACGAGGAGGAGUAUGGAGGAUUCAGUGAUGCACCAAAGUUCCCCACACCAGUGAACCUGAUGUUCCUGUUGUCAUACUGGUCUGUAAAUCGUACCUCCUCGGAGGGAGCAGAGGCGCUGCGGAUGGCUCUCCACACCCUUCGGAUGAUGGCUUUAGGAGGAAUUCAUGACCAUGUGGCUCAGGGUUUUCACAGGUACUCUACGGACUCAUCCUGGCACGUACCUCACUUUGAGAAGAUGCUGUAUGAUCAGGCCCAGCUGGCAGUGGCCUACAUCAAUGCAUAUCAGGUGUCUGGCGAGCGCUUAUUUGCAGAUGUGUCCCGUGAUGUGUUGCACUACGUCUCCAGAGACCUUAGCCACCAGUCUGGUGGCUUCUACAGUGCUGAGGAUGCAGACUCUUCGCCCACAACUGAGUCGAGCAAGAAGAGGGAGGGAGCAUUCUGUGUGUGGACAGCUGCGGAGAUCAGGGAACUGCUCUCCAACACUGUGGAGGAGGCCACUGGGGGUGCAACACAAGCUGACAUCUUUAUGCAUCAUUACGGUGUUAAAGAGCAAGGCAAUGUACAGCCAGAUCAGGAUCCUCAUGGAGAGCUGCAAGGUCAGAAUGUGCUGAUUGUGCGUUAUUCUGUGGAGCUCACUGCUGCGCACUUUGGCCUGAGUGUGAACAAGCUGACUGAAGUGCUGGCCAGUGCCAAGGCCAAACUGGCCGACGUGCGCAGAUCACGGCCUCCACCUCACCUGGACACUAAGAUUCUGGCCUCCUGGAAUGGGCUGAUGCUGUCAGGUUUUGCCCGUGUGGGGGCAGUAUUAGGAGACAAGACUCUACUUCAGAGAGCAGAACAGACUGCACAGUUUCUCCGAAAGCACCUGUGGGAUGAAGAGAGACAGCAAAUGAUGCACUCGUGUUACCAAGGGGAAAACAUGGAGGUUGAGCAAAUUGCCUCACCUAUUGCUGGGUUCCUGGAUGAUUAUGCUUUUGUUGUGAGUGGUCUCCUGGACUUGUUUGAAGCUACACACACUGUUUGCUGGCUUCAGUGGGCUGAGGAGCUACAGCACAGGCAGGACCAGCUGUUCUGGGAUGCACAGGGAAGUGGCUACUUUUGUAGUGACCCUUCCGACCCCACCAUACUGCUGUCCCUCAAACAGGAUCAAGAUGGUGCAGAACCCAGCGCAAACUCCGUCUCUGCACUGAACCUGCUGCGCCUUUCCCACCUAACAGGCAACCAAGAGUGGAUGCAGCGCUCUCAGAAACUACUGACUGCCUUCUCCGAUAGGCUCUUGAAAGUGCCGAUUGCCCUGCCUGAUAUGGUCCGUGGACUCAUGGCGCAUCACUACACAUUUAAGCAGAUAAUUAUCUGUGGUCAGCCUGAUGCAGAGGACACAGCCAGUCUCAUUGCCUGUGUCAACUCCCUAUUUCUUCCCUAUAAACUGGAACUACAGAGCUGCUGUCAGAAAAUGAAUCAAUGCCUUCUGGCCAGUGGAAUUCAGGAAUGCAACACUAUUAUGGUACUGAUACUGGCAGACGGUAAUACAGAAGGUUUCCUCUACCAGAAGCUGCCUAUCCUGUCCUCAUUGAUUCAGCAAGAGGGUAAAGCCACUGCCUAUGUGUGCCAGGACUUCAGCUGUGCCCUGCCUAUUACAUGCCCACUGGAGCUCCGGAGACUCCUGCUAGAGUAAUGACUAAAGUGACCUAUUAUAGUGGCAUUAUAGGUUGUCUCAGGAUUAUAGAGACUAUAGUCACAGGGUAAGGGGUUUGGUGUAAGGUUGGUUGUGACAGUUAUAUUUUUUCAUAUGUGCUAUAAAAACACCGGUCAAGAAACAAUGGAAAAAUACUGAUUAUAAUGGAAAAACUGGAGUUGAUUAGAAAAUCUGCUCUGUAUUGCCUUUGCACGGUUGGCCUUAAAUUCUAUACCCAAAAAUAAGCUGAAAGUGCUUUGAAAUGUAAUAACCAAACCUGCUAAAUGCCACAGCAUAUAUUUCAGUUAUAUGUGUAUAAAAACACAUUGAACACAUCCUGCUCUCCAACAUUAGAUUUCAAGAUCAAUUUUUCAAGCAACGGAACAUAAAAUGUGAACAUAAAACCCAGCUCUAGCUUGAAAGAACACUGAAAAAUCUCACAAAGUAGCAUUCUUCAAGCAUGCAGUCUGUGUUUUGUGUGUGCCUGCUGCUUAUUAUCUAUUGAUGGAUAGAAUUUUACAUGAAGACAUUCUCUUAGUUUGGGUGGGAUCCAUAAUUUAAAAGAUGCCUCAGGAGCAUAACUUGUAUUACUCUGAUACAUCUCCAGUUUCCCUGCACUGACACAAGCGUUGUUUAAUAUGGAAAGACAAAAUGAAGUCGUUUGUUCAAUCUCAUUCUUUCUCUAUAUUAAGGCCAUUCUGAAAUCUCUCAUAAUGUAUCUCAUCUGAUGUCUGAUCUGGACUUCAUGUGGUUAAUAUAAGCUUAGGGCUUUAGUGUGAUGUGAAUGGCAGACAGCAACAUGGCUGUGAGUAUACCAAUGGAAACAAAUGAAAGGAAAUCGAAAACAAUGAAUAAAACUCUGGCAUUGUGUCUCUGCCACAAUUUUUUUUCUCCAUAGAGACAGAACAAGAGGCAGGCAGAAAAUCUGCCCUACCCAUGAAUAAUCGCACAGAGAGUAGAACCAGACAAAUUUGCCAUCAGUAGGCGCUGAUUGUCAAUGCCAACUCCCUUCCUGGCAUCCCAGGAUCCACUGGGAGCUAUGUUUCCCAGUAAAAUGAGCUGGCAAGAAAGGUUUCACAAAAGAAGCAGGUAAGGAGGGGCUGUGUUCUAGUUCUGUCCUGUCCUCACUUCAGUCAGUGCUCAUCAAGAAGCACUACAGCUCAGCUUUAUUCACAUUCAUCCUUAGCUGGUUGGAAAAAGCUCAGCACUGUGCUUUCCUUAGUGCCCAUUCCUUUAGAAAUCUAAAAAAUUGUGAAAAAUUCUCUCUCAGUGUAGUCCACAGAGGAUAGGGGAACACACUUUAUAAUGCUGCUUUUUAUCCCAAAGUUUAUCUUUUCUUUUUCAUGGGGUUUACUGUUUAAUGCAAAGCAUGGAGUCCAAGACAGGACCAAAUUACUAAUCUGCAAGCCUACAUCAAAUCUCAAGUCUCUGAGCUGCAAAUCCAAUUCAAAUCCACCUGAAGACAUGAAAACAUCUUCAGCAAUAGCAGUUCAUUAUCAAAAUAAUAAACAACUCUAAUAUGCA
Molecule: messenger RNA, 4256 nt
Organism: Tachysurus fulvidraco (yellow catfish)
Lineage: Eukaryota; Metazoa; Chordata; Actinopteri; Siluriformes; Bagridae
Gene: spata20
Product: spermatogenesis associated 20
Exons: 17
Coding region: 171-2732 (853 amino acids)
Biological process (GO): carbohydrate metabolic process
Source: RefSeq, a predicted model, not a curated record